AUGGCCGCUUCAGUUGACAACCGUCAGUAUCGUGGCCUAAACGGCGUCGUUCGCACCUUCAAUUCCAGCAACAACUUCAUCAACGACCUGAAACCGGGAUUCCCGGCCAACUUAGAUCCCUUCAGCAGCGACGAGGAAGACGACGAUAACGCAUUGAACCUCCAAGAACACAUACGAAAAACCAACGUGGAAGUCGAACCGUCCAUUCUCGACCCACGAGACGAAGGAACCUUAGACAACUGGGUCACACGAAACGCUUCCAUGGUCCGUCUCACAGGGAAACACCCCUUCAAUUCAGAACCACCACUCCGUCGUCUCAUGCAUCACGGUUUCAUCACUCCAGUUCCAAUUCACUACGUCCGAAACCACGGCGCCGUCCCAAAAGCCAGAUGGGAAGACUGGACGGUCGAAGUUACCGGGUUGGUUAAAAAUCCAACUCGGUUUACCAUGGACCGUCUCGUCCGGGAGUUUCCCAGCCGGGAGCUUCCAGUUACACUGGUUUGCGCCGGUAACCGUCGCAAGGAACAAAACAUGGUGAAACAAAGCGUUGGUUUCAACUGGGGUGCUGCAGCGGUUUCAAACUCGGUAUGGCGCGGGGUUUCCUUACGCAACGUGCUGAAAUGCUGUGGGAUCCAGGCACGGUCGAAAGGCGCGGUUCAUGUUUGUUUUUACGGUGCUGAGGAUUUACCUGGUGGCGGUGGAUCGAAAUAUGGAACUAGCAUUAAGAGAGAAAUUGCAAUGGAUCCUUCACGUGAUGUUAUUCUUGCUUACAUGCAGAAUGGUGAGGCUCUGGCUCCGGAUCAUGGGUUUCCGGUUCGGGUUAUUAUACCGGGUUUUAUUGGUGGUCGCAUGGUGAAAUGGCUGAAACGGAUUGUUGUUACUUCGGAUGAAUGUGAUGGUCAUUAUCAUUAUAAGGAUAAUAGAGUUCUUCCUUCUCAUGUUGAUGCAGAACAAGCCAAUGAAGAAGGUUGGUGGUACAAGCAGGAGUAUAUUAUCAACGAGCUGAACAUAAACUCCGUGAUUACAACACCGUGUCACGAUGAGAUCUUGCCGAUAAAUUCAUGGACCACGCAGACGCCUUAUACACUGAAAGGUUAUUCAUAUUCCGGGGGUGGAAGAAAAGUGACAAGAGUUGAAGUAACAAUGGACGGUGGAGAAACAUGGCACGUUUGCACAUUGGAGCAUCCAGAAAAACCCACAAAAUACGGCAAGUAUUGGUGCUGGUGUUUUUGGUCUUUAGAAGUAGAGGUACUGGACCUUCUAGGGACCAAAGAAAUUGCUGUUCGAGCUUGGGAUGAGGCAGUUAAUACCCAACCUGAAAACCUCAUUUGGAAUGUUAUGGGCAUGAUGAACAAUUGUUGGUUUAGGGUGAAAACAAACGUGUGUAGGCCCCACAAAGGAGAAAUAGGUAUCGUGUUUGAACACCCAACACAACCAGGUAACCAAUCAGGUGGUUGGAUGGAAAAAAAAAGACAGUUAGAAAGAUCACAAGAAACCAACCCAAUUCUCAAAAAAAGUGUCUCUUCACCUUUUAUGAACACAACAUCAAAAACAUACUCCAUCUCCGAAGUUAAAAAACACAAAACCCCUGAUUCGGCAUGGAUCAUCGUCCACGGCCAUGUCUACGACUGCACCCGCUUCCUUAAAGAGCACCCCGGAGGGUCGGACAGCAUCCUCAUCAACGCCGGUACGGAUUGUACCGAUGAAUUCGAAGCUAUCCACUCCGACAAAGCCAAAAAAUUGCUAGAAGAUUAUAGAAUCGGCGAGCUUGUUACUACUGGUUACACAUCAGAUUCUUCUCCAAAUAACUCAAUGCAUGGAAACUCCGAAUUCACCCAUCUUGCACCUAUUAAAGAAAUCAUGGCUCUUAACCCACGUGAGAGAAUCCCAUGCAAGCUCAUUUCAAAAACAUCAAUUUCACAUGAUGUAAGACUCUUCCGGUUCGCAUUACCCUCAGAAGAUCAAUUAUUGGGAUUACCCGUCGGGAAACACAUAUUUUUAUGUGUUUCCGUCGAUGGGAAAUUGAUCAUGCGAGCGUAUACGCCAACAAGUAGCAUUGAUGAAAUUGGAUAUUUUGAAUUAGUUGUCAAAAUCUAUUUCAAAAACGUGCACCCCAAGUUUCCUAACGGUGGACUCAUGUCACAAUAUCUGGACUCACUUACUAUUGGGUCAAUAGUGGAAGUAAAAGGCCCGGUAGGCCACAUUGAGUAUCUUGGUAGAGGAAACAUUAUGGUUCAUGGGAAACAAAGGUUUGCGAAAAAGCUAACAUUUUUGGCAGGCGGAAGCGGGAUCACGCCGGUGUUUCAAGUGGCGAAUGCGAUUUUGAAGGACACCAAUGAUCGAACUGAAAUGUAUGUCGUUUAUGCGAAUCGGACGGAGGAUGAUAUAUUGUUGAGGGAAGCAUUGGAUGAAUGGGCUAAGAUAUAUAGUGAUAGGUUUAAGAUUUGGUAUGUCGUGGAAAAUGCAAAAGAAGGGUGGGAAUAUAGUGUGGGAUUCAUCACGGAGAGUAUCAUGAGGGAGCAUGUCCCGUUGGGUGGUGAGGAUACUUUGGCAUUGGCUUGUGGGCCACCACCUAUGAUUCAGUUUGCUGUGCAACCAAAUUUGGAGAAGAUGGGGUAUGAUAUUAAGAAGGAUUUGCUUGUGUUUUAG
Molecule: messenger RNA, 2649 nt
Organism: Lathyrus sativus (Indian pea)
Lineage: Eukaryota; Viridiplantae; Streptophyta; Magnoliopsida; Fabales; Fabaceae
Source: the annotation of a GenBank genome assembly